Molecule: messenger RNA, 792 nt
Organism: Candida dubliniensis CD36
Lineage: Eukaryota; Fungi; Ascomycota; Pichiomycetes; Serinales; Debaryomycetaceae
Gene: SDH2
Product: succinate dehydrogenase iron-sulfur protein subunit
Exons: 1
Coding region: 1-792 (263 amino acids)
Biological process (GO): respiratory electron transport chain; tricarboxylic acid cycle; aerobic respiration
Cellular component (GO): mitochondrial membrane
Molecular function (GO): electron transfer activity; 2 iron, 2 sulfur cluster binding
Source: RefSeq, a predicted model, not a curated record
AUGUUCAGAUCCAUUCUUCAUCAACAAAAAGCUGUUCAAUUCAGCGUAAGAUCCUUGGCUACUGCAGCUGCUGAAAAGGCCCCAAGAUUAAAGAAAUUCCAAAUUUAUAGAUGGAACCCAGAUACACCAGAAGUUCAACCAAAAAUGCAAACCUACGAAGUCGAUUUGAACAAAUGUGGACCUAUGGUUUUGGAUGCUCUUUUGAAAAUCAAAAAUGAACAAGAUGCUACUUUGACUUUGAGAAGAUCAUGUCGUGAAGGUAUUUGUGGUUCAUGUGCCAUGAACAUUGGUGGAAGAAAUACAUUGGCUUGUUUAUGUCGUAUAGAUCAAGACGAAUCUAAAGACUUGAAAGUUUAUCCAUUACCACACAUGUUUGUUGUCAGAGAUUUGGUUCCAGAUUUGACUCAUUUCUAUAAACAAUAUAAAUCCAUUGAACCAUAUUUACAAAGAGAUUCUAAUCCAGCUGAUGGUAGAGAAAAUUUGCAAAGUAUUGAAGAUAGAGCUAAAUUAGAUGGUUUAUACGAAUGUAUCUUGUGUGCUUGUUGUUCUACUUCUUGUCCUUCAUACUGGUGGAAUCAACAACAAUAUUUGGGUCCAGCAGUCUUGAUGCAAGCUUAUAGAUGGUUAAUUGACUCCAGAGACCAAGCCACUGCUAAUAGAAAGGCCAUGUUGCAAAACUCAAUGUCUUUGUACAGAUGUCAUACUAUUAUGAACUGUGCCAGAACAUGUCCAAAGGGGUUGAAUCCAGGUAAAGCUAUUGCUGAAAUUAAGAAACAAUUGGCAUUUGAUUAA